Molecule: messenger RNA, 2094 nt
Organism: Debaryomyces hansenii CBS767
Lineage: Eukaryota; Fungi; Ascomycota; Pichiomycetes; Serinales; Debaryomycetaceae
Gene: DOT4
Product: ubiquitin-specific protease
Exons: 1
Coding region: 1-2094 (697 amino acids)
Cellular component (GO): cytosol; nucleus
Molecular function (GO): cysteine-type endopeptidase activity; cysteine-type deubiquitinase activity
Source: RefSeq, a predicted model, not a curated record
AUGUCCGGACAAGCCAACGUACUUUCCAACAGUGUUACGCCGCUUAUAGACCGAAUUUUGGCAAAUCCGUUAACAUUCAUACUGGGGAAGCAAAUCGAGCUGGAUAAUUUCGAAAAGCCCGCCAGUUACAUAGUCUUGUCAAAAUCGAGCAAGAAAGGUGAUAGUAGCGAAAGCAGCAAAGCUCUGACUCAAGAAAAAGAACCAAAGAGUCCGGAAAUGAGGAAACCAAGAUCGAUGGCGGAGGCCGUGGCAGUUUAUACCGGGAAGAAAUUUUUGACCAAGGCAGAGAAAAAGGCAGCGAAAAAACGGAAGGUGACUCAACCAUUGGUCGACUCUGAAGAAGAAGAUGUGGGUGAAGUUAUCGGUGGCGACAUCAAAAUGGCUGAAUCCGAUUCAGACUCUAUUUCAGACUCGCAGUACGAAUCGGCAUCCGAAUUUCAGUCAGACAGUAAUGUUGAGUUGCCAUUUGCCGAGUUCAAAAGUGAGAGCGACGUCAAGAGUAGCAGUGAACUGAGAAGCGACAGCGAGCUCAAAACUGAAAGCGAGCUGAAGAGCGAUAGUGAAUCCACAAGUGAGAGCCCUGCAGGUGGCGAGGAAGAUGAUGAAGGUAAUGAUGACGAUGAUGAUGAUGAUAAUAAGGACUAUUCUCUUGAAGAUAAUGAGAGUUUUUCUGAAAGUGACAGUGGAAGUGCCAGUGAUGUAGAGGAUAGUUCAAAUGACGAAGAAGAUUUAGAAGCCCUCAAACACGAUCUUAAACAAGAGUUGCAACAUGAUCCUAGAGAUAUAUCGAGUAAAGAUCCUUCUUUGUCAGGAAGUGACGAUGAUGACGAAGAGAAGGAAGAGGAAAAUCUGGAUAAGAACACAACUCCACCAACGUCACCUGAAGAUGAACCAGAAAAGCCUCCUGCUACAGUCAACGCUAGCGAUGAUCUUCACGUGUUACCGUUAAACAAGUUUUAUCUGAUAAAUGAAGUUUCUAGUGAUAGAGGUUCUAAUAAUUCUACUCGAAUCUAUAAAAACUGGAGAGAAUUAUCCAAACGUAAGCCCGUUGGGUUGUUAAAUCAUGGGGUUACAUGCUACAUGAAUUCUGCAAUUCAAUCAUUGAUUCACAUUCCAGCGGUGCAACAUUAUUUGACAGAUAUCAAUUCAGGCAAACAUAACAAAACCUUAAAGCCAAGAUCUGUUUCUCAUGUUUUAGCUGAACUUUCCAAAAGGAUGUGGGCAUUGGAUGAUAAUACAUCGAAAGCCAAACAGCCAAAAUACGUUAAUCCCAAGAGAAUUAUUCAAAGAUUGGAUGAUAUUAAUUGUAUGAUGAGUGAAUGGCAGCAAGAAGACUCUCAUGAAUACUUUAUGUCAUUAAUGUCAAGAUUACAAGAAGAUUCUACUCCUAAAGGAGUGAAGUUGAAUCAAUCAAUAAUCUAUGAUAUCUUUGGGGGAUUAUUACAUCAAUCUGUGACAUGCAAGAAUUGUAACUACGUAUCGGACACGAAACAAGAGUUCUAUGAUUUAUCGUUAGGAUUAAACAGAAAGAAGAAUAAGGACGUCACAGAAAAUUCUGGUCCACAAAGAUAUACAAUCGAGAAGUCAAUUCAAGAAUUUUUCUCUAGUGAAUUAAUUAAACUUGAUAGAAAGGACAAGAGUUCGGGAUAUGACUGUGAGAAUUGUAAACAAAAAUCAAAUGCAUGUAAGAUAAGUACAAUUGACAGAUCUCCUGAAACUUUAACAGUUCAUUUGAAGAGAUUCAAAUUUAAUGGUAACUCUUCAUCUAAGGUUAAGCAAUCAAUUUCUUAUCCAAAUUACCUAGACUUGACCAAAUUCACCACAUUAAAGACUCCAACCAAAUAUCAAUUAGUCUCAGUGAUUGUUCACGAAGGUAGGUCGAUACUGUCAGGACAUUAUAUUGCACAUUGCUUGCAACCUGAUGGUACCUGGUCAACUUAUGAUGAUGAAUAUAUCAACAAGAUUAAUGAAAAAGAAGCUCUUAGUGAUCCCUCUGCUUAUGUUUUAGUAUACACCAAGUUGACACCCAGAUUAAUGAAAAGAUCUAAUGAAGGUAAUGAUAACUUGGUAAAUGCUAAGAAAUUAAAACGCUAG